GUGGAGCACAGCAUGUUACAUUGCAUACUACUAGUAGUAUGGAUAUACGGUGGCUGGGCCGGGCAACCCCUCAACCCCCUCUUGUCGUCCAUUUUCUGCCCAAAGCGCCACCAGAGAAGAGGAGCUUGCUGCCUGGAGACCCGAUCUACAUGAGCGGCGAAUGGUACCUUGACCGGAAACAGCUUGCGCACAUGCUCGACAGGCGUGACGACCAAGAAAUAGUUGCUGCCAGAUAUUGGGAGAAUGAAGGUACCGAGCGGCCCUCAGUUCGUGAUACCCGUCGGGACAACUACCGCCGAAGCUGGGCCCACGGCUUUUACCGGCCCUCGCUGGCGCCUUUCUCGUCGCACCCAUGUGGUUGAUGAUCCUACACAACACCCUCUACGCGGCCUUGGUGUCGACAACGGUGUUCGUGGCUACCUUUGGAGUGAUGGCUGCCAUCUAUCUCAGUAGCCAUGUGGAGGUCAUGUCAUCUACCGCAGCAUAUGCUUCGGUGCUGGUAGUGUUUGUUGGAUUGACGACGGAAACAAAUAGGAAGGAUGGUUAGGUCAGGAUCCUAGUCUGACCGUCGCGGAUAGUAUCGCUGUUCAUAGUUGACAAGCCUACUGUACAGUUCAAACUCUUGUCGAUAGCUUGAUUAUACCUUGACGAUUCCAUUGGGGUAACGGUGUUAUGCCGCGUCUCAUAUGCAGUGUCAGCAUGACGAAGAAAGUUACAAUAGCCU
Molecule: messenger RNA, 724 nt
Organism: Chaetomium strumarium
Lineage: Eukaryota; Fungi; Ascomycota; Sordariomycetes; Sordariales; Chaetomiaceae
Exons: 1
Coding region: 39-362 (107 amino acids)
Source: RefSeq, a predicted model, not a curated record